Molecule: messenger RNA, 1275 nt
Organism: Sclerotinia sclerotiorum 1980 UF-70
Lineage: Eukaryota; Fungi; Ascomycota; Leotiomycetes; Helotiales; Sclerotiniaceae
Exons: 2
Coding region: 1-1275 (424 amino acids)
Biological process (GO): phosphatidylcholine biosynthetic process; phosphatidylethanolamine biosynthetic process
Cellular component (GO): cytoplasm
Molecular function (GO): ethanolamine kinase activity; choline kinase activity
Source: RefSeq, a predicted model, not a curated record
AUGGCCACAACAUCAACUCCAAAUGCUUCCAUUGGCAAGAUUCGUUUCAUCCCCCUCUCUUACAACUCCGCCGAGUCGCAGACAUCAGCCCUACGUCUAAUCCUGACACUGCGCCCCGAUUGGGGACGAACUGAUGGGAAGAUAGAAUUUAUACGAUUUACGGAUGGCAUAACAAACACCCUGUUGAAGGUCAUCAACAAAAGACCUGGGCUUUCCGCGGAAGAGAUUGAUAAUGAGGCAGUUCUGCUGCGGGCUUAUGGUCAAGGAACCGAUUUGAUCAUUGACCGAGAGCGCGAGACUCAAAAUCACGAAUUACUUACGCAAUUCAAUUUAGCACCAGCGUUGCUUGCCCGAUUUAAGAAUGGAAUGCUAUAUCGAUUCAUUAGAGGAGCGGUCACCAGUCCUGCAGACCUCAGAGAAAAAAGGAUUUGGCGUGGAGUAGCUAGACGAUUGGCAGAGUGGCAUGCGGUUGUUCCGUGUCUUUCAGCGGAUCGUGAGGCUCAACCCACAGAAAUAAAUGGUAGUGAACAAUUUGCUUUUCCAGCUACAUCAAGCAAAAUGGAUCCUGCUCUGCAAACUGCUAUUGACAACAUUGCUCCUGGCAAGCCAGCCCCUAAUGUUUGGACGGUAAUGCAAAAAUGGAUAUAUGCACUUCCAGUGGGAUCAGAGGUAGAAAAGACUCGACAGGCAACUUUGCAAAAGGAAUUAACUCGCUUGGUUGCUGAGCUCAGCAAUCGACCGGGUCUUGGUGAAAAUAGCCUUGUAUUUGCCCACUGCGACCUUCUAAGUGGUAAUGUUAUUGUGCAACCUCAAGCUACUGGCAUCACUACCCCGCCUGAUGUAGAGACAGUCAGUUUCAUCGAUUACGAAUAUGCAACACCAUCUCCAGCAGCAUUUGAUAUUGCCAAUCAUUUUGCGGAGUGGGGAGGAUUUGAUUGCGAAUAUCAAUAUUUGCCCUCACGCGCGGAAAGACUCGAUUUUGUUCACGAAUAUAUCCGAAGUUACUUUGCUCAUUUGAAGCAAACUUAUGAUGAGGAAGCAGAAGUUCAGAAAAUGUUUACCGAAGUGGAUAUAUUUCGGGCAGUUCCCGGAUUCUACUGGGGAAUUUGGGCCUUGAUCCAGGCCACGAUAUCUCAAAUAGAUUUUGAUUAUGCUGCAUACGCAGAGAUGAGACUAGGAGAAUAUUGGGCUUGGAGGGAGGAGAAUGAUGGAAGUCGAGCGGCUUCUGGCAAGGAAAUGCCCUUGAGAGAGAGAAGAUGGGCGCAGGACGCAUAA